AUGAACAUGUUAGAUAGGGCUUCGUUCGUAAAUGAACUGAUUGAUCUAGAGAAAGCUUUCGAUUCCGUUUAUUGGGGAUACUGGUUGAAUUUAUUGCAACACAUAAAGUUUGGCUCUAAGUGGAUUAGAUGGAUUCAAAAUUGUAUUUGUAACAAUUCAGGCUCCAUUCUGAUCAAUGGUAGUCCUUCUAAAGAUUUUAUAACUGAGAGGAGGUUCCGUCAAGGGGAUUUGUUAUCGCCUUUCCUUUUCUUGAUUUCGGAAGAAGGUAUCGUCGGGCUGAUGAGAAAUGCCAGGUCAUUCUUAAGUUUCUCUCCUUUUUUAGUGGAUGCAGCUUUAGGUUAUGACUUGGUUCAAUAUGCGGAUGAUAUGAUCAUCAUGGGAAAGACUUGUUGGGAUAAUAUUUGGGCUAUUAAGCCGGUUCUCUGUGGUUUUGGAUUGGUAUCGGGUUUGCGUAUUAGUUUCAGCAAGAGUAAGAUAACUGGUUGUCAUGUAAAUCAAGAUUUUCUGUAG
Messenger RNA from Lathyrus oleraceus (garden pea), 510 nucleotides. RefSeq lists its product as uncharacterized. NCBI's taxonomy places the organism in Eukaryota, Viridiplantae, Streptophyta, Magnoliopsida, Fabales, Fabaceae. The coding region runs from base 1 to 510 and encodes 169 amino acids. The transcript has a single exon. The record is from RefSeq and is a predicted model, not a curated record.